AUGGCCAGCUCCAAACGGAGACGCCAGUGGAUCACCGAGCACAAGGUACACGUUGUGGAGCGCUCGUUCACUCCAACGGCACCAACGGCACCUCCUAGUACGAGGCACCGAUCACUUUUCGUUGGACUUCGAAUUCCACCGGUACCAAAGCCAACUCCAGCGCAGGAUAUCCAACGGCUUUCAUGGACUGAUGUGGUGAAUCGUGAAUGGUCCAUCACGUUUCUGAUCUGCUCAAUUUCCGUUUUGGUUAUAAUGAUUGCCAUGGUUGGCUUCGGGAUUGUUGUAUUUCUCUACCUCCAGAUUAAACCGCCUCUUUCUAAAAGAUGCUACCUGAUUGAAGACUGA
Messenger RNA from Ostertagia ostertagi, 345 nucleotides. The record is from the annotation of a GenBank genome assembly. NCBI's taxonomy places the organism in Eukaryota, Metazoa, Nematoda, Chromadorea, Rhabditida, Trichostrongylidae.